GACACGAUUCAUCAGCUGGAGAACGAGCUUAGAGGAACGAAGUGGGAAAUGGCACGUCACUUGAGGGAAUACCAGGACCUCCUCAAUGUCAAGAUGGCCCUGGAUAUUGAAAUUGCUGCAUACAGGAAGCUACUGGAGGGCGAAGAGACAAGAUUCAGUGCCUUCUCUGGAAGCAUUACUGGACCCAUAUUCACGCACAGACAACCAUCUGUCACAAUAGCAUCCACCAAAAUUCAGAAAACAAAAAUCGAACCACCAAAGCUGAAGGUCCAGCACAAGUUUGUAGAAGAAAUCAUUGAAGAGACAAAGGUAGAGGAUGAAAAGUCUGAAAUGGAAGAUGCCCUAGCAGCCAUUGCAGAAGAAAUGGCAGCCAAGGCCCAACAAGAAGAACAGGAGGAAGAAAAAGCAGAAGAAGCAGCUGUAGAGGAAGAAGUUGUUUCUGAGAAGGCUGCUGCAGAACAAGCAGCUGCACCUGAGGAAGAAGAGAAGGAGGAAGAAGCAGAGGAGGAAGAAGAAGCUGCAAAAUCUGAUGCAGCAGAGGAAGGAGGUUCUGAAAAAGAAGAAAUAGAGGAGAAGGAAGAAGGGGAGGAGGCUGAGGAAGAGGGGGAAGAAGCUGAGGCCAAGGGCAAGGCUGAAGAGGUAGCAGCAAAAGUGGAGAAGGUCAAAACACCUCCCUCAAAGUCACCCCCCAAGUCACCCCCUAAAUCCCCCCCUAAAUCCCCUGUAACGGAGCCGGCCAAGGCGGUCCAGAAAGAAACGGCUGCAGAAGCAGGAAAAGAACAGAAGGUGGAGAAAGGUGUUGAGAAACCAGCCAAGGAGGAAGAGAAAGCAGCAUCUCCGGAGAAGCCAGCAACACCAAAGGUAGCCUCUCCGGAGAAGCCAGCAACCCCAGAGAAGCCAGCCACGCCGGAGAAGCCUGCAACCCCAGAGAAAGCCGUGACCCCAGAGAAGCCGGUGACGCCGGAGAAGCCCCGUUCUCCUGAAAAGCCGUCGACCCCAGAAAAGCCCCGCUCUCCAGAAAAGCCAGUGACUCCAGAGAAGCCCCGUUCUCCAGAGAAGCCGGCCUCCCCGGUCAAAGAUGAAAAGGCUGUGGUGGAGGAGACCAUCACUGUCACAAAGGUAACAAAAGUUAGUGCAGAGGUAGAGAAGGAGUCCAGGAAAGAAGACAUUGCAGUGAAUGGUGAGGUGGAGGAGAAAAAGGGAGAGAAGGAGGUUGAGGAGGAAGACAAGGGAGUUGUCACCAAUGGCCUAGAUGUGAGCCCAAUUGAUGAUAAGGGUGAGAAAAUUGUAGUAACCAAAAAAGCAGAGAAAAUCACUGAAGGUGGGGACAGUACAACCACAUAUAUCACAAAGUCAGUGACAGUCACUCAGAAGGUAGAGGAACAUGAAGAAAGCUUUGAGGAGAAAUUAGUGUCCACCAAGAAAGUGGAGAAAGUUACUUCACAUGCUGUAGUAAAAGAGAUUAAAGAGACCGAAUAAAAUAAACCAUAGCUAAAUUAAAAAAAUUAAAGAGCUUGGGUUGGUGCAAAAGGUUAAGCCAUAUGACAGCUGCAAAAUGCAUGUGAGUGACGGCUUCAAAGCAGAACGGGUUCUCUCAUGGAGGCUCCAGACACACAGUAUUUUACUUUUUUGUGCAAUAUAGGGAAGGGGGGGGGAAUGCAUGCAGGCUCAAGAUGUACUCCCUCCACAGAGCUUGGGGAUCUAAAAAAAUAAUACUAAUAAUAGUGCAUGAGAUGAAAUGUGCAAAGGAAGCUUUUGAAUUUCCUGAGCUGUUGGAGGGACAUAUCUGAGGAACGACUUAAGAUGUAUUAUGCAAAGAACCAACUGAGCCAAAACCAAACAGAAAACAGUAAUAGAAUAUUCAUGAGAACCAGAACUCUCCUAGCCUUAAAAAAAGCUACUUAUAAAUAAUUAUGUUUACCUCACUGGUGCAAUUAGGGUGGACUUUUGCUCAUGGGAGAACCUAGUUGACAUGCACAGUAUGCAACCUUUUGUUGUUUGAUGUAAAACAGUCACAGCAGUUCUUGCUCAAUAAAGGUCAAUACUGAAAACA
Leptosomus discolor (cuckoo roller) is the source of this 2053-nucleotide messenger RNA. The record is from RefSeq and is a predicted model, not a curated record. NCBI's taxonomy places the organism in Eukaryota, Metazoa, Chordata, Aves, Leptosomiformes, Leptosomidae.